This is a messenger RNA of Parnassius apollo (apollo), 429 nucleotides long. The record is from the annotation of a GenBank genome assembly. NCBI's taxonomy places the organism in Eukaryota, Metazoa, Arthropoda, Insecta, Lepidoptera, Papilionidae.
AUGCAAUCACGAAGUGCAAAAUUAGUUAGUGCUGCUUUACGCAACGAUAUUUCUGUAGCCAAGUGGUCUAUCGUGCCGUCAACAAGCAGUGGCAUUCAAAACUCGGUGCAAGCAUCAAGCUCGGAGCAUGUUGUGGUGCCGCACUCUUUGCUAGAUACAGGGUCUGAUUUUGAUUCUGAUUACUUAGUAUUGGAUAAAACUUACGAAUUACUAAAAGCACGGGAAAAAUCAGCGAUAGUGAUGGUUCUGACUCAGAAGACUUUAUACCAUGUUCGCAGCCAAUUUCAAAAAAAAAUAAUUUUAGAAUCACCGGAAUACUCAGAUGAAGAAACAACGGUACAACUGACUAAGAAAGGAACUAUUAGAAAGCGCAAAAAUUAUAACGUUAGCAUAAAGGAUCGAAAGAGACUGAAGACUGAGGAAAAAUAA